Trichoderma reesei QM6a is the source of this 2253-nucleotide messenger RNA. RefSeq lists its product as uncharacterized. Gene Ontology annotation, biological process: protein phosphorylation. The record is from RefSeq and is a predicted model, not a curated record. Bases 1 to 2253 code for a protein of 750 amino acids. Gene Ontology annotation, molecular function: ATP binding; protein kinase activity. The transcript is spliced from 4 exons. NCBI's taxonomy places the organism in Eukaryota, Fungi, Ascomycota, Sordariomycetes, Hypocreales, Hypocreaceae.
AUGUCAACUACCUACAGCGAGGAAUUCCAAACAGCUUCAGAAGGCCUAGACCAAGUAACUCCCAGCCAGUGGAAAGCCAUCCUCCGACGCAAUGGACUACAAACAGCCGCGUCUACGGAAAUCACCGAUCCGUUCACGGCCAGCCAGCUCAGAGCGAACCUCGAGCACCAUAAGCAAACGUAUCCUCAGCCGGACGAGGAUGCUUGGCCCAGCUGCUCCGGCUCCACGAACCCCUUCACAUCGAUACAGCUCCAGAUAAUACACGGGUCGCAUGUAUACACCGCUCGAUCGAUGAAGAAGAAGAAGAAGAAGAAGCUUGGAACCAAGCAUCCUGCCUUGCAAGGCCCCGUGCUUGAGCCCGGCCGGCCGAGCAACCGGGACCGCUCUGUACAUCGUGGUGAUCCCAGGAAACGACGCGGCGCUGUCAACGUGAAGCCAAUUGGACUGCGUCGCGCCGCUUCCAGUGACAAGCCAACCCAGCUGGCCAACCACACUGAUUACCACAAGACAAAGAAACAGGUCCAUAUUGCUGCUCAAAGCAAGCCGAAGAAAGGGAUCCGCAUCCACACCCCUGAGCGCGGCGAGUCCAGCAAGCAGGGCUCGCGUGCUGGUGCUCGACUAAGACAAAGCCAACAGGGAAGAAAGGACUCUCCUACGGCCAACCUCCCAGCCGUAAUCUGCCGGCAGAGCAUCACCAGGGCCACGCUCAAAUUGGGCUCGGAACUCCUCAAUAUCAGCACGCAGAAGAUUGGGCUGUCGGAGGAGCACGUCCUCCACACCACGAAGGAGGUGGCUCUCACCCAGUCGCAGCAUGACUUCGGCAUCAGAUUAUGCAUUGCCAGGCUGCCCUCGGAGGAUACAUCAUGGAAAGCACUGACCUGGCCGCUUGAACUGGAUCUCUUCUUCGAUCCCAACAGCGAUGCCGUGCUGCUGGUCAACAAUACAAUCUUGGACACUCGGGAGUUGCUUGUCAUCAUGCCAAUGGCACCAGGGGAAAAGCCAACCAGAAUUGGCGCUCUUGAAAAGGCAGCUCUCGAGUCCUCGUCUUCAUAUGCCUUUUUCGUGUCGAAUAGGCACAUGUUUGACAUUUCUGUCCUCCCACGACGCUAUGUGGCCUCGACCUCGGCGCCUCUAAGACUGCUGACACAAGGCGGCAAGAGGACGGUCGAUGUGCUGUCGCAGCAAGCCAUGCCGUCGGCAGCCAAGAGGACCAAGACAGAGGCGACACAUGGCCAGUCGAAACCCUACUGGGAUGGCGAAAUGAAGCAGACAAAGAAUUUUGCAAAAGACAAAGGAAAAGAGGUAAUUGACUUGGUGAGGGACAAGAGUAAAGGAAAGGGCAAGGCAACCAAUGACACGCCCGAUACAUCGGAGGCAACUGAUGUACUAGAGGCAACCAACGGACAUGGAUCACCAGACGGGGAAGAGAAAGCAGACAGCCAAGAGGCGACCGAUCCAUCGAACGCGUCCACUGCCGUUCAGACGCAGUCAUCUAACGAGCUCGUUCUCGCAAGCGCUUCUCCGUUUCCCAGCGGUUCGGAUAUCCGAGCCGGAUACAUUUCCGCUGCCAGCCAUCCGUUGAACGAUCUUCCCGUGAAUUCUUCCAUCAAGAUUGCCAAUGCCACCAGGGAGAGCGACUACACGCUUGUCCGCAGGGACAACAUUGCAAGGCAAGCCAGCACCUUGGUUUUCAAGGCUCACCACUCCAAGAUCCCAGGCAAGCUGGUGGCAGUCAAGAUAUGGCACAGUGUAUUCGAUCUCGACUUCAUUCCCGAUGCGGGCGUGAAGGUUAUAUCCCAAGUCAGCGAGUAUUUCCUGCGCGAAGUGAAGAAUCACAUGAAAGUGAGCAAUCAUAGCACAUCGAUGCGUGUGACUUGGCCAAUUGUCGCCAACCCGGAAGAAAUCCCUACUCCGUCGAAUAUCCUCUACAGCAAGGAGAGGGGCCCGGUGCUCAUCGACUUCGGAUGGUCGACUGACUCGGAGACUGUUCACGUCGCCGGAAGCCCUUGGUAUGUCCCGCCCGAAUACCCAAAGGAGGGCACGCGCGGCCCGGCGGGCGACAUCUUUGCCUUUGGGGUUGUCAUGCUUUUCCUGAUGCGCAAGAUUCCGCUUCCAGAGCUUCUCUCGCCACCACUGAGGUGGCGCAUUGGCAAUCUUCGAUCAAAGGGCCCCGAAGCCCUCGAGGCCUUGGAAACGAUGACCAAGUGGAGUAGAUGUGAGGAGAUAGCAAGACUGGAGGCAUGUGGCUACUAG